CCCAUUUUAAUCGAUUGCGCAUGCGCAUUGUGUAUAUAGCCAGUGCGCAAGCGCGCGCAGCCACACGUACCAAAGUCUUGAUGUCGUUUAUCAGAUUUCACCAGCAUGCUAGCAGCAGGAGACUUGUCUUCAUCAGGAGGCUGUGUAGCGAAACCUCGGGCCAGAAAUUGAAAAUCUACACCAGACAAGGGGACAAAGGUGUGUCCAGUACAUUCUCUGGUCAGAGGCUUCCAAAGGACAAUGAUGUAUUUGAAGCAGUUGGCACAACCGACGAACUAAACUCAACCAUCGGACUAGCCAGGGAGUUCUGCCUGGAGCAUGAAGCUGCUACGCAUGGUGGGAAGGUGGUUGGGAUGCUACAAGAGAUCCAGUCUAGGCUUUUUGAGGUGGGGGCCCACGUCGCUACCCCGAGAAACAAGGCCACACCCACUAAACAAGCUAGGACUGAAUUUGGCGAGCAUCACUCGGUGGAGCUCGAGAAAUGGAUCGAUGAGUUGGACGCUGAUCUACCUCAACUGGCAAACUUCAUCCUACCUUCAGGUGGUAAGGCCAGUGCUACACUUCACCUGGCUCGUACAGUCUGCAGGAGAGCUGAACGAAGGGUUGUCCCUCUUUACCGAGCUGAUAUGGUGGAGCAGGGAGUCACUAAGUAUCUGAAUAGAUUGAGUGACUUUCUGUUCACUGCUGCAAGAUUUGUGGCCCAGAAAGAGGGAAAAGAAGAGGUGAUUUUUAGACCAGAAAAUGACAAAUGAUGAAAAUAUCCACUGUUCAAAGUUGUCAGUGUAUAUAAUUAUAUUUUGUGUGUGUGUGUGUGUUUGUUGUAUGACAAAGGAGUCAUCUUGGAGG
Geodia barretti is the source of this 846-nucleotide messenger RNA. The record is from the annotation of a GenBank genome assembly. Lineage: Eukaryota; Metazoa; Porifera; Demospongiae; Tetractinellida; Geodiidae.